ACAGACCCGGAAGCGGAUGGCGUGGACUGAAAGUUGCACGGCGGCGUGUGCGUUUCCUAGUUGUCUGGUGCUGCUAUAUAGGGGACGUGGGGUCCCCACAGACCUGCAGGUUCCGGCCCCUCUUUUCUCAACCCAGAGCAAAUUGAAACGUCCGGGUGAGAGUCCGAUUUCCAAAGACUCAUGUUACGUGAGGAAGCCACCAAGAAGAGCAAAGAAAAGGAGCCAGGGAUGGCUCUUCCUCAGGGACGCUUGACUUUCAGGGAUGUGGCUAUAGAGUUCUCUUUGGAGGAGUGGAAAUGCCUGAACCCUGCACAGAGGGCUUUAUACAGGGCUGUGAUGUUGGAGAACUACAGGAACCUGGAGUUUGUGGAUAUCUCUUCCAAAUGCAUGAUGAAGGAGUUCUCAUCCACAGCGCAAGGCAAUACAGAAGUGAUCCACACAGGGACAUUGCAAAGACAUGAAAGUCAUCACAUUAGAGAUUUUUGCUUCCAGGAAAUUGAGAAAGAUAUUCAUAACUUUGAGUUUCAGUGGCAAGAAGAGGAAAGGAAUGGUCACGAAGCACCCAUGACAGAAAUCAAAGAGUUGACUGGUAGUACAGACCGACAUGAUCAAAGGCAUGCUGGAAACAAGCCUAUUAAAGAUCAGCUUGGAUCCAGCUUUCAUUCGCAUCUGCCUGAACUCCACAUAUUUCAGCCUGAAUGGAAAAUUGGUAAUCAAGUUGAGAAGUCUAUCAUCAAUGCCUCCUUAAUUUUGACAUCCCAAAGAAUUUCUUGUAGUCCCAAAACCCGUAUUUCUAAUAACUAUGGGAAUAAUUCCCUCCAUUCUUCAUUACCCAUACAAAAAUUGGGAAGUACACAUGAGAGAAAAAUCUUUCCAAUGUAAUGAGAGUGGCAAAUCCUUUAAUUAUAGCUAACUCUUAAGGAAAUAUCAGAUAAUCCAUUUAGGAUAGAAACAAUAUAAAUGUGAGGUAUGUGACAAGGUCUUUAAUCAGAAUUGAUUCCUUGUAUGCCAUAAUAGAUGUCACACUGGUAAGAAACCUUACAGUUGUUAUGAGUGUGGCAAGACCUUCAGUCAGACGUCAUCCUUUACAUGCUAUCGUAGACUUCAUACUGGAGGGAAACCUUACAAGUGUAGUGAGCAUAACAAGACCUUUGGUUGAAAUUCAGCCCUUGUAAUUCAUAAGGCAAUUCAUACUGGAGAGAAUCCUUGCAAGUGUAAUGAAUGUGGCAAGGUUUUUAAUCAGAAAGCACACCUUGCACGUCAUCAUAGACUUCAUACUAGAGAGAAGCCUUACAAAUGUGAAGAAUGUGAAAAAGUUUUCAGUCGCAAAUCACAUCUUGAAAGACAAAACUUAAAAGAGGUGGCGUUGCCCUUGUUUUUGAGAAUGCCCUACUGUGUAAGUGGUAGUGUUCUUUCUUUUUUUUUUUUUUUUAAGACGGAGUCUCACCUGAGCGAGCCUCUGCACUGGCCUUAUUUAUUAUUGUUAUUAAUUUUUUGUUUUUGAGACGGAGUUUCACUCUUAUUGCCCAGGCUGGAGUGCAAUGGUGCAAUCUUGGCUCACUGCACCCUCUGUCUGUUGGGCUCAAGCGUUUCUCUUGCCUCAGCCUCCCAAGUAGCUGGGACUACAGGUGCAUGCCACCACGCCUGGUUAAUUUUUGUAUUUAUAGUGGAGAUGGGGUUUCUCCAUAUUGGUCAGGCUGGUCUUGAACCCUUGACCUCAGGUCAUCCACCCGCCUCGGCCUUCCAAAACGCUGGAUUUACAGGCUUGAGCCACGCGUCCGGCCUGAAGUGGUAUUUUUUAGAAAGUAACUAAACCUUUUUUCAGUUUAAUGACCCAGGGAUGUAUUUCUGAAGGACUUGGGAGCGAUCCUUUUAAGGCAAACAAGGGAGAUAGUACCUGUAUCUUAGUAGGAAAUUAAAUAAUUCAAACAUCAAAUGUUUCAAAUUAAAAGCUACCGACCUUUAAAUAAUUCUGAGCCUUGAGAGGAACGUGGUCAUGCAACAAGAGUCCAGUGGCAUGCAGGCACAAGGUUUUUUCUUUUUUGUUUUUUGUUUUUUUUUGAGACAGUCUCGCUCUGUCGCCCAAGCUGAAGUGCAGUGGUGCGAUCUCAGCUCACUGCAAGCUCCGCCUCCUGGGUUCACGUCAUUUUCCUGUCUCAGCCUCCCCAGUAGCUGGGACUCCAGGCACCCACCACCACUCCCGGCUAAUUUUUUGUAUUUUUAGUACAGACAGGGUUUCACUGUGUUAGCCAGGAUGGUCUUGAUCUCCUGACCUUGUGAUCCACCCACCUCAGCCUCCCAAAGUGCUGGGAUUACAGGCAUGAAUGACCGCGCCCAGCCGCAGGCGCAACUUUUUUGAGUUUUCCUGGCCAGGCGCAGUGGCUCAAGCCUGUAAUCCCAGCAUUUUGGGAGGCCGAGGUGGGCGGAUCACUUGAGGUCAGGAGUUAGAAACCAGCCUGGCCAACGUGGUGAAACCCCGUCUCCAGUAAACAUACAAAGCCAUUACAGGGCAUGGUGGGGCACGCCUGUAUUCCCAGCUACUUGGGAGGCUGAGGCAGGAGAACUGCUUGAUCCGGGGAGGUGGAAGUUGCAGUGGGCCAAGAUCAUGCCACUGCACCCCAGCCUGGGCAACAGAGCAAGACUCCGUACC
Molecule: messenger RNA, 2650 nt
Organism: Homo sapiens (human)
Lineage: Eukaryota; Metazoa; Chordata; Mammalia; Primates; Hominidae
Gene: ZNF816-ZNF321P
Product: ZNF816-ZNF321P readthrough
Exons: 4
Coding region: 181-882 (233 amino acids)
Source: RefSeq, marked validated